This is a messenger RNA of Eriocheir sinensis (Chinese mitten crab), 2458 nucleotides long. RefSeq lists its product as uncharacterized. The transcript is spliced from 3 exons. The coding region runs from base 8 to 1090 and encodes 360 amino acids. The record is from RefSeq and is a predicted model, not a curated record. NCBI's taxonomy places the organism in Eukaryota, Metazoa, Arthropoda, Malacostraca, Decapoda, Varunidae.
UCCCACGAUGAGGCUGAAGCUCCUCUUGGUGGUGGCGGCGGCGAUGGUGGGGACCAGCUCGGCAUUCUUCGAGGUGGAGACGGCUUCCUUGGUGCCACUCCUGACGCAGAUCCCGUACGUGGAGGAGAUACUAGGACUUUUCGAGCAACUGGGGCUGCCGAACCCGCUGGAGAAACUACCCGAGAAACUGUUCACCAAAAAACAAAUUUUGGGUAAACUUGGCUACGGCCUGGCAGCCACGGGCGUGGGCAUCAUUGAGAUCGCAUCCUUCAUCGGAUACAUCUUCAACUACCUGGAUAAGAUCGAGAAGGUCAACUUUGAGCAGCGGGAGGCAGCAGAGGCCAUGAAGGAGGCGAUGGAGGCGGCGGCGGAGGCCGAGGGGGGUGAAGGCGACGCCGAAGUGGCGGAAGGGUCAGAGCGGUUCUACUCGAUACUGCCCUACAGCGGCCCCACCUUGCCGGGCUCCAUCAAAGCCCGCCUCGCAAACCGCCGCAAGGCAACCGGCCAUCCACAGGCAACCCGCCGUGUGGACAGCCAGCACGCCCGCCGCCCCGUCCGCCGCCCCCUUCAGCCAAUCAUCCCCAACCAGCGCCGCUACCCUUCACGUAUGCACAAACAACGGCUGCUCAUGAACCGGCGUGCACAGACGCCCAUAACUGAUGCCGAGGUGAUGGGGCGGGCUGCGACAGUGGUCACGCCUGAGGGGGGCGGGGGGGUGAUGGGGCUGCUGGCCCAGACUGGAAAUCUGGUCUUGGAACUCGUGAAGAGAUUCUUCCUGAAGGACGUACAAGCGGGGUCGGUGGGAAGGGAGAUGAAGGACCUACUAGAGGAGGCGGCGGACACCCUGACGGAGGAGUUGAUGCAACAACUGGACCCUGACGGCUGUCUGCAGAAGCUGUUGUGCCACCUGCAGGAGAGGCCGAGCAUCAGCCUCACCCCCGAGGAGGGCGUGCUGGCCACAGUGUUCCCCCUCAGGUGGCCACACGCGCGGUGCGCCGCUGACCACUUCCAGCAGUGCGUCCUCAGUGUGGAGCAGCUCGAGGCGCUGCUGCCGCCGGCGCCCUCCAGGAACACCAACGCGAUACCCUGAGGCCCCACGCACCUGCCCAGCCACGCCCCGCCACUGCUGGGCUCCCCCCUCCCCAAAGCACCCCCGUCACCGCCAUCAGCCCCCGCCCUCACCCCGCACCACCCACCACCACCACCACCACGGCCCAGCCACCAGCGCCGCGGCCUGACACAACCUGACCUUAGCUCCCCCCCUCUGCCCCCCAUCCCCCUCAUCCAUCACAUCACGGGUACAGAGUGUGUGUGUGCGUGUGUGUGUGUGUGUGCGUUAGAGAGAGAGAGAGAGAGAGAGAGAGAGAGAGAGAGAGAGAGAGAGAGAGAGAGACUCGAUAUAAGCAGAAAAAUCAGUAUUUAUACGGUAUGGCGUUGCAAAUAUGAGCCAGCCAGCGAUGGCGGUGGCUGAGUGGUCAGCGUGCGGGCGCGGUGUCCUGCUGCAUGACUCGGGUUUAAGUCCCGUCCGCCACUGCAAGCUGACAAUUUUCAGUCGAGUGCCCGAAGGCAACCCACAUGCUGUCCUAAUGGCCAUCUAACAACCCGUACUCCAGCGAAACUCUCACAAAAGAAUCAAGUGGAGGUCCGAGAGACAUAAUGAGCCAAGCAAAAAUGACGCCACUAUAAAAUACCAUUAAUGGCCUGUGGGCGACCACCAGGCACCGUCAUGGCUACAGGCCCUACAUAAACAUAAAAUAUUACUAUUCGGCCAGCAGCAGCAGUACAGCUGUCCCGCACGGCGCUGCUCUGCUUCUCCCCCCCCCCCACCCACCCCCCACACACACUCACGGCCCCUGCCCUGCUGCUUGCCCUCAUCAGGCAAACAUUUCUUUGCCGCUACAAACUCCUCAGAUCUCUCGGGCCGGCACACGGCUGCCCACGGUGAGGGGUGAGUUGUUUUGCAAUGAAAACCCUGAGUGGGUAAUUGUGCGGGAAUAGAUCCUUUCAGCUGUUGUCCUCACCUCCAUAUGUGUCGUCAAAAUACCUACAAGACCUCAUUAAGAUUCAGUAAUGAACGACAGAAUGCAGGCAGUUUUCUUAAUAUUUUUAAUAAGUGAGAUACUCAAAUGUAAUCUCAUGAAGCCUUGAAAGAAAUGCAACACUCACCAAUGGAAGUUGUCCUUCAGCUGCGGGGAAUAAAGAGUUUGUGACAGAAGACGAUCUUUGCCGGGCAGGAGCAGGACAGCCGCACGUGCCGCGCCCUCAGACGGCACGUGAGUGGACCUGUAACACCAAACCGUAUGUGUGAAUGGUGUUGACUUUUUUUUUUUUAAAUUGACAUGUACAGAGCAAGUUGCGUGUGUGUAGAGGCGUGCCUCCCUAUUUAAAUGUAUAAAUCAUGUGUGUGUAAAUUAUUUGUAUGCAUCGCUCUUAAUAAAAAUGUUUGUAAACUGUGAAA